AUGCUCCGCUUUCUCGCCCGCCUCCACACGGCCGAGGCCGUUCUGACACGAGACCUCUUCCUCGAGAGCGCCCACGUCUUUGCCGGGCGGCCCCAAACGCCGUCGUUUUUCGCCCGCUCCACCACAGACUUCACCUCGCUCUACUUGGACGGCGAACCGCACAACGAGAACAUCAGCGAGUCCUUGCGCCUCGACCCGGCGUUCCAGAACCUACUAGAGGCCCGCACAUCACACAUCCAGAACUUCGUGGGCCCGCGCUUCCCGCUUUCCUUCUCCGACUUGCUCUGUGUGGCUUGUGGCCUCGCCAACAUGUCCGUGCUGUGUUCGCUGCUGGCCAGCGCACUCGAGAACGUGGCGAUCCAGCAGUCGACGCUCCGGGCGGUGGGAAAACGCUACUUUCUUUUCCAGGCCCAGACCUGUACCACUUUUGCCGAUAUGGGCCAUCUUUCGGCCCACCACAAGGAACUAGAGCAUGCGCUCUCUUUGCUUGACGACCUGCCCCGUCUCAUUUGCGAUUUCAUGAAACAAAACUCCUUGUACGAUGCGGUGAUUCCGUAUCGAGGCGCACAUGCCGCAGGCCCUGUUCUGGCAGAAGAAGCAAAGAGGCUUCGCCUGCUCAUCCGGAACCAGACUUGUGUGGGCAGCUUCUACACGUUGCUCGGUCUUCUCACGACAAAGUUUGACAAGGACGCCGUGAGAGAACAUUUCUGGAACUCCCGUGUGCUCGAUCCAAACACGGGCAUUAUCCGCAUAGCCACAGACAACUACAACCGGAGCCAGACGUGA
This is a messenger RNA of Clavispora lusitaniae ATCC 42720, 786 nucleotides long. RefSeq lists its product as uncharacterized. Lineage: Eukaryota; Fungi; Ascomycota; Pichiomycetes; Serinales; Metschnikowiaceae. The record is from RefSeq and is a predicted model, not a curated record.